Penaeus indicus is the source of this 902-nucleotide messenger RNA. RefSeq names its product adhesive plaque matrix protein 2-like. The coding region runs from base 1 to 468 and encodes 155 amino acids. NCBI's taxonomy places the organism in Eukaryota, Metazoa, Arthropoda, Malacostraca, Decapoda, Penaeidae. The record is from RefSeq and is a predicted model, not a curated record. The transcript has 3 exons.
AUGGUCGAUCGUGGAAGCGUUGGUCGAGAGGAUUUCGGAGACCGUGUGUCCGUGUUGCGAGCCAAAAGGACGCAACGAUCACCCUGCAACCUCGUGUGUUCCCGGGGGUGUGGCGUGGGCGGCGUGUGUGUAGGCGUGGAAAGGUGUAGGUGCGCCCAUGGAUACACCGGACCAGCCUGCGCGACGCCCGUGUGUGACCCGCCGUGCAGCAACGGUGGAACCUGCGUCAGCCCCGGAGUUUGUUCCUGCCCUGAAGGUUACUCUGGCGUAUGGUGUACAAUCAGGAAGUGCAAGUACGUGCCCAAACAGGUGGCCUACACGCGGAGCUACAAGAAAGUAGUGCCCCAGCGCGUCCAGACCCACUGCGGCGCCUGGGGUUGGAAGAGCUGCACCUCCGUUAGACAGGUGUACCAGACAGUCACCCAGAAGUUUUAUCGCACCGUUUACACCUGUACCCCUACUGCAUAAAACCUGCACUUUACGUGUUUUAAUUUUUUUUCCUCCUUUUCUUUCUGUCUGUCUUUUCUUUCUUUCUUUUUCUUUCUCUCUUUUUCUGUCUUUCUCUUUUUCUUUAUUUGGUUCUUUCAAACUCUUUCUUUCUUACUUUCCUUCUUUCUCUUUCUCGUUCUCUCUCAUGAAGUCACUUGUACAUUUUGUGAAAUUCCUGUAACGUGUUUUAAAUUGUAUGUCUAGUUCUUUAUUAGUUUCUUAGUCUUUUUCUUUCUCUUUUUCUUUAUUUGUCUCUGUCUGACAUUUCUUUCUCAUUCUAUCUUUCUAUCUCUUUCUUUCUCUUUUUCUUCCUCUUUCUCACUUUCGUUUGCACUCUCUCUCUCUCUCUCUCUCUCUCUCUCUCUCUCUCUCUCUCUCUCUCUCUCUCUCUCUCUCUCUCUCUCUCUCUCUCU